AUUGUAAGUAACUUUGCGGUGAUCGUUAAAAAUUUAGCGAUCUGUGUGCGUUAGGCGGUUUUCAACUAAUUUUACCCUACAAUAAUAGUCUAUGCAUGGUUAAGUAAUUUUAGAAGAAGAUUAUGACAAUUCGUUAACCUCAAUUUUGGCUUCUGACUACCAAAUAUUUACUUUUAAAAUAUAAAUCUGAACACAUUCUCGAAAUGGAUAAUGCUAAGGCUAGGGUAAACACGUAUAACGGGACAGAAUAUUCAAAAUUAACGCCAGAUAUUUAUUUUCUAAUCCAGAGAUUUUUGUCGGCUGGGAUCCUGCAAAAGACGUUUCAGACUUUAAAUGAAGAAUUGGAAGAAAAAAAGAUUUUGCCUAAACGAAUUGACUGGCUAGGUAGUCGACAUGAUAGAUCCGUUGAAGAUAUGGAGCAACAAUAUCCCUACAUACACCGAGACUUUCUUUAUUUCUUGUGCCGGCAAGCAUCACUAUCUCUUAACCCGAAUAAUAUUGAGACCUCCAUUUUAAGUUUUCGACCUAAAUCGAAGAACAAAAACAAUAUUUUGCAUAAUUAUAAUCAGUUCUACAACUAUGUCACUCAUUUACAUGGGGCACCUAUACAGGAACUGAAAGUACCUUUUAAUAUUGUUAACUGCAUUCAAGGUAGACAAGUUGCUGGACCCUUUACCAGACACCGUAUUAUAUCACCUCGUUUUUAUAAAAACCUACAAAUCCAGCGGACGACUUUAGGUCAUCUUUCUGCGGUUUAUUGUCUGCUCUUCGAUCAUAGCGGGAGGUAUAUUAUAACUGGGGCAGAUGAUUUGCUGAUAAAGUUAUGGUCGACUUACACGGGAAGGCUAAUAUCUGUAUUUCGGGGAGCUUCUUCAGAAAUUACAGACAUUGCCAUUGAUCCAGAGAACAGUUUAUUAGCUGCAGGGUCAAUUGAUAGGAUUUUGAGGGUAUGGAAUUUACAAAACGGGGCUCCAAUUGCGGUCCUCACGGGUCACACCGGUAUGAUAACGUCAGUUAACUUUUGUCCCACGGCGUGCUGGGAUGUGCGGUACCUAAUAAGCACAAGUACUGAUGGUUCCAUAGCUUUCUGGACUUAUAAUUAUGACAAUUUCGGAAAAGUCGAGUUUCGGAACACUCCAGUGCUUUAUCAGGAAAAAAUACGCCCGGGACAGUCACAAAUGAUAUGUUCGUCCUUCAGUCCAGGCGGUACUUUCCUCGCCACGGGUUCAGCAGACCAUCACGUACGAGUGUAUUACAUGAAAGGCGAUGAGGGGCCGCAAAGGAUUUUGGAGACUGAAGCACACACAGACCGAGUAGAUUCAAUACAGUGGGCCCAUUUUGGCUUAAAGUUUUUGUCAGGUAGUAAGGAUGGUACCGCUAUUAUUUGGUGGUUCGAGCGGCAACAGUGGAAGAGCAUACAUCUCGAUAUGACAAACAAAUUGCCAAAUGACACCGAACUGUCGGAACAUGACGGUAAGAAACUCAAGGUCACAAUGGUAACCUGGGAUCGUUCAGAUUCGUGGGUGGUGACCGCGGUGAGCGAUUGGAGCCUUAAAGUGUGGGACGCGUCCACCGGCGAACUGGUUAAGGUUCUCACGGGACACAAAGAUGAAGUCUACGUUCUUGAGGCUCAUCCUCAUGACGAAGACACCAUCCUGUCGGCAGGGCACGAUGGUCAGCUGUUCGUGUGGGACAUUAAGACAGGGGAGAUCGUGGCCAGGUAUUUGAAUAAUGUAGAAGGACAGGGUCAUGGGGCGAUUUACGAUGUCAAAUGGAGCCCCGAUGGGAGUCUCAUCGCCGCGAGCGACUCGUAUGGUUAUAUUUUGACGUUUGGAUUCGGAAGUGGCAAUCCUUUUUACGAUCAGCUGCCAAAAGAGCUGUUUUUCCAUACGGACUACCGUCCCCUGGUGAGGGAUCAAAAUUACUGGGUUCUGGAUGAACAAACCCAAGUGCCUCCCCAUUUAAUGCCUCCCCCUUUCCUGGUGGAUAUAGACGGCAACCCUUAUCCACCUAUGCUGCAAAGACUAGUACCUGGACGAGAGAAUUGCAAAGUGGAUCAGUUGGUGCCCAACAUCGUUAUUGGUACUGAAGGUACUCAAGAGGUGAUCCAGGAUAUACCCAGAAGACUGCUUGAGGACAGCGAGGACGAGGACGUCCGAGGUAACGCUGGUGGCUCUCACAGGAGUCAGAGGAUAAGACAAAGCACCGGAGACUGGCAAACUGACCCGCACAUGGAAUGGAAAAAAAACGACCUCGUGCCGCCCUUGAAACCGCCCAUCCUUGAGCGGGCGCAAGAAAUAAGGGAGUUAACAAAAGAGGUUGAAAUGAAAACCUAUCAAAAGCAAUUACGCCAGAGACCGCACAUGAUAUCUACCGCUAUACCCAGCAGUUCAAAAGCCAAAGAUAAGAAAAAAAGCGAGCCUAGAAAACCCAAGUGUAAAAGGAAAGGUUACCAACCGCUGACGGAGGAAGAUUACGAAAAAUAUGACGUGGUCCCUUUGUCCGACGGGGAUUCCGGCGAUUCUUCCGGAUAUUCGGACUGGAUGGAGGAGGAGGGCCUGCGGGAGAGCAAAAAACCGAGCAGGCCCAGCCGGAGGUCGGCGUACAAUUGCCGGAAAGUGGACGACGACGACGACGACGACGACGACGAAACGGACGACGACACCACGGAAGACGAGGAAGAAGUUAUAGAGAGGAAGACUUACAGUAGAAUUAGAGAAAACAAUAGCACUGCCAAGGUUUCGAAAGCAUCUACAUCGAGAUGCAAUUCGGUUGGGAAGGUCAACAACUCGUUGACGAAAUCGGCAUCGGCGCCGAAGGCGAAUCACGUGAACGCCGCGUGCUCCACCAGCGGCGUAUCGAGAGGACCCAAAUUAAAAAUAUCCGAGCAAUACAAGCUCAGCGAGUGGCUGUCCGAGACGCGUCCUCGAAAAUCCCCCUACUACCCCCAGAUCCAAGACGAUAUCGUCUAUUUCGUCCAAGGUCAUCAGUUGUACGUGGAAGCGGUUCGUAUGAAGAGCGUCUACGACGUCAACCUCAAAGAGAUGCCCUGGAGCACGAUGCAGCUCAGAGACCAUGAGUUUUGUCGCGUGGUCGACAUACAGUACGAGAUAAAACCUCCGAGGUUGUGCUGCUUACAAUUGGAGUUGAUGAACGACGAGUGUCGUUUGACCGGGAAAUAUUUGACGAUACGGUACCACGACAUGCCCGACGUUUUAGAUUUCUUCGUCCUCAAGCAGACCUACGACGUCGCCAUAUCCAGAAGUUGGAAUAUCGGAGACAAGUUUCGAUGUAUGAUCGACGACAAUUGGUGGAUGGGCUCGAUUUUGAACAAGUCCCCAGCGAGCGAGUUCUUUCCGGAGUCGUUCUUCAUGUGCUACCAGAUCGAGUGGACCAACGGCGAGCGCGAACGUAUGAGCCCUUGGGACAUGGAACCCAUCGACGAACAAAGGUUGCCCGAGGACGAAAAAGCCGCCAUCCCCGUUCUCGACAACGAGCUGACGGCCAUCCUGUACAAAUCCACCCCCGAAGACUGGCCCAACUGCGAACGAAACACUGCCUGCAAAGCUAUCACCAAGGGAAUCACUCAGGUUAUGGAACUGGCCAUCGCGGAACCGUUCCUCGUUCCGGUGGACAUAAACGUCUACCCGUCGUACGCGUUGAUAGUCGAAUACCCGAUCGAUUUGUCGACGAUCAAGGCGCGGUUCGAGAACAAUUUCUACCGACGACUGGCGGCCGCACAGUUCGACAUCCCGUACAUCGCGACGAACGCGGAGAAAUUUAACGAGAAGCACAGCAUCAUCGUGAAACACGCGAAAAUCCUAACCGAACUGUGCCUUAGGAUAGUACAGAGCGGCAACAAUCGUAUCGACAUCGCGUCGAUCUACCACCAAUUGGUGGACGGCUACGAGUCGCCCGGCACCGAGGAAAGCGACGACGACGACGACGACGACGCGACGGCUGCGACGCCCUCCACGAGCCGAACUUUGCGCGACCUAUCGGGUCGGGCGUGGACAUCGGCGGACCAGUGGAUGACGGAUGCGCGACACAUUUUGGACGUCGUGUGGGCGAACGACGACGCGGAACCUUUCAGGACGCCCGUCGACAUCGCCAAGUAUCCGACGUACCAGCAGAUCAUCAGACACCCGAUGGACCUGGGCACCGUCAGAGAGAAACUGUCUAGGAGGGCGUAUAAGACGCCCGUCGAGUUUAGUUCCGACAUGCGGCUCAUUUUUCAAAACUCUAGGGCGUUCAAUACCAACAGAAAGUCGAGGAUCUACACAAUGACUAUGAAUUUGUCGUACGUGUUCGAGAGCAACGUAAAGCGGCUGCUGUCGAACUGGCGCUACUUCCAAAGGCGCGUAAUAUUUACUAGGUUUCCCGCGAAGCCGCUUUCGUCGUCGUCGUCGUCAUCGUCGUCGUCGACCUCGAAAUCCGACGCCGUGUCUGUGCGCAAAGUGGCAUCCCCCGCGGAGGAUAGCGAUAGCGACAACACGCCGCUCGACGUGCUAAAGUCGUUGACCAAAUCCGGCACGAAUACGGAGUCUGACAGCGCGUCUGCGGGCCUCAAGCAUCCCGUCAACGGGCGCAAGAAUAAUCCAGAGUCGGACUCUGAAGAGGGCUCCAAGACUGAGGACGAAUACAAGCCGCCGAAAACGGCAUCGUUCGAUGAAGACGACGAGGAAGAGGAGAGCGAACCGCUUCGAAGGAAAAGCGGCCUCAGGCAGAGACCGAAACGGAAUCGAGCGUACGCGCAGAGUGACGACUCUUCGGACGACGACACCCUGGCGAGUAUUCGGACCAGGAGAAAGAGACAGCGGAUAGUGGAAGACAGUGAGAGCGACAGCGACGACGGAUCGGGUAACGGUGCGAACGGUUCGCGGUGUUUCGAGAGCGUGAGCAGCAGGGGGCGGGUCCGGAAGAUCACCGAGAAGGCGGCCGCGUUCUUGAAGAAAGACAAAAAGCUGGCGUGAUGUAGGGCGGGGUUUUGCGUCGGAAAGUUCCGUAGACGGUGCAAACGUUGUCGGAGGCGGUAGUUUGCGCGACUGGUGCGGCGCCACACUUAAGUUUUCGUAAGGUUUUACGUGAUUUCGCAGUAUCGUUCGUGGUGGUCACGAGUAACUCGCAAAAACUGAAUUAAAUUUAAUUUUUAGCGUGUUUUCUUUUUAU
Molecule: messenger RNA, 5169 nt
Organism: Cylas formicarius (sweet potato weevil)
Lineage: Eukaryota; Metazoa; Arthropoda; Insecta; Coleoptera; Brentidae
Gene: BRWD3
Product: bromodomain and WD repeat-containing protein 3
Exons: 21
Coding region: 204-4973 (1589 amino acids)
Biological process (GO): regulation of cell shape; regulation of transcription by RNA polymerase II; cytoskeleton organization
Cellular component (GO): nucleus
Molecular function (GO): protein binding
Source: RefSeq, a predicted model, not a curated record